UGCUCCUCCUAGCAGAUUCAUCGUAUUCUCUCUUCUCUCCCCCCAGUCAACUCUGGACCUCUACCAUAAUCACCGAUGAUGAACUCCGACACGGCACCCCUCCCGGCCUCCUACUGGUGCUACAGCUGCACCCGCUUUGUCCGCCUCUCCGAUCGGGGUGAUGUCGCCUGCCCUCACUGCCAAAGCGGCUUCGUUGAAGAGAUCCACGACCACCCUUCCUCCGAUCAUCACCACCUGAGCCCCUUUCCUCCUCCCAUCUUCCCCGAUUCAGCUCCUACUUCCUACGAUUUCAGCCGACAAGGGUUCCGUCAAAGACGCCGCAACGCCGGCAACAGAUCGCCCUUUAACCCUGUAAUUGUUCUUCGUGGACCCGUCGACGCAACCGCCGGACAGAACGGUGUCGGUGGUGACCAGGAGGAAAGCAGCUUCGAGUUGUACUACGAUGACGGGGACGGCUCUGGUCUCCGACCCUUGCCGCCGACCAUGUCUGAGUUCUUGUUAGGGUCAGGGUUCGAACGGCUUCUGGAGCAGUUUGCUCAGAUCGAAAUGAAUGGGUUCGGGCGUUCCGAGAACCCGCCCGCUUCCAAAGCAGCCGUAGAGUCGAUGCCCACGGUCGUUAUUGAGGGGACCCAUGUGGGUUCCGAUGCCCACUGUGCCGUGUGCAAGGAGGCGUUUGAACUGGGUACGGAGGCGCGUGAGAUGCCCUGCAAGCACAUAUACCACUCAGACUGCAUCCUCCCGUGGCUUUCAAUGCGCAAUUCGUGCCCCGUGUGCCGCCAUGAGCUGCCGUCAGAUCGGAACACAGUGGACAGUAGAAUGUCGGGGCAAAUCGAUGACGAAACAGUAGGAUUGACGAUUUGGAGGCUGCCUGGCGGGGGCUUCGCGGUUGGGAGGUUCUCUGGUGGUCGCAGAGCCGGUGAGAGUCAUUUCCCUGUUGUAUACACAGAAAUGGACGGAGGACUCAAUGCAAACGGAGCUCCGAGAACAGUUUCCCGAGCAGCGAGAAGCACCAGAGUCAGAGAAAGUCGUGGCUUUGGCAGAAUCGUUCGCAACUUCUUGUCAUUCUUUGGGAGGCGCCGGUCAAGGUCAAGUUCAAGUUCAAGUUCAUCAGCUGGUUCUGAGCGCGAGUCCAUGAGCAUAAGUCGUAGCCAUUCGAUCUCAUUAUUCGGUAGGAACUCGAGGAGGCGCAGCAGAACUUGGGUCUUGGAAGAUUGAAUUUGGAAAUAGCAAUUUUGGGAAGAAAAUUAUUGAUUUGGGACACCAUUUUCAGGGAAGAGAUUCAUUCUGUACAUAGCAUAGAACUAUCAAGUAUAAAUUUUUAAUUCUGCAUCAA
Messenger RNA from Neltuma alba, 1333 nucleotides. RefSeq names its product E3 ubiquitin-protein ligase RDUF2-like. Gene Ontology annotation, biological process: protein ubiquitination. The transcript has a single exon. The coding region runs from base 76 to 1215 and encodes 379 amino acids. Gene Ontology annotation, molecular function: ubiquitin protein ligase activity. NCBI's taxonomy places the organism in Eukaryota, Viridiplantae, Streptophyta, Magnoliopsida, Fabales, Fabaceae. Gene Ontology annotation, cellular component: cytoplasm. The record is from RefSeq and is a predicted model, not a curated record.